Messenger RNA from Aureobasidium subglaciale EXF-2481, 794 nucleotides. RefSeq lists its product as uncharacterized. The record is from RefSeq and is a predicted model, not a curated record. Lineage: Eukaryota; Fungi; Ascomycota; Dothideomycetes; Dothideales; Saccotheciaceae. The coding region runs from base 316 to 651 and encodes 111 amino acids. The transcript is spliced from 2 exons.
GUGCCGUCGUCUAGAAUUUGGUCCAUCCACUUCAGGAUGCAAGGCGCAUCACGUUUACAUGAUCAUUAUACCCCCCUUCACCAAUCCUCUCGAAGAUUGUCAGUAAGUCGCAGAAAAGGAAAGAACGCUCUUAAUCACAGGACGUCGCCUUCUCACUCCUCGACGCCUAUUGCGCUGGCCUCUGAUCCACCCCCUGUUAACGGUGGAGCGCCAAGCGGUUACUCUCUUAGAUGCUAACACUGAGCAUCUGAAUAUUUGUUAUAUAACGUUCCUGCUCCUCUGACGGUAUUGCUUCCAUCAGCCAACACACUCAUUAUGGGCGGGUCUAUACUUCGUUUGAUGUUCUUCUUGAACAUUGUGAUAGUCCAUCUUACUACAGCGGCACCCCUUGCCAACGAUGACGAGGCCGACUACUAUUAUGACUGUGGAUCCGAGACCGCUCCUUCAAUCAGUCGCAAUUCUGGGACCUCCUCUGCUAGCAGCUCUGCACCUGUGUUGUCCACAAGGCUACCAGAUACUUCAUCCUACACAUUCUCUGCCACCAGUCGCUUGACUUCGCUUAGCUCAUCAGCAAUCCAGGUUGCUUCCUCAACUGUCGAACCUCAGACAUUAGGUGUACGUAACUGCAUUUCAUGCUACUUUUCGAUAUGAUAUAAUGAGAAGACGUACGACGAGAACAGGAAGUCCCAGAGUGGCGUACGGGACUUGAGGAAAGUGCAUCGCGAAAGAGUUCUCAGCUCAUCUGAUCGCUCUUGCCUGUGAGGUUUCCUUUGCCGCCCUAAGUCGUCUUUUCA